This is a messenger RNA of Arabis nemorensis, 2952 nucleotides long. NCBI's taxonomy places the organism in Eukaryota, Viridiplantae, Streptophyta, Magnoliopsida, Brassicales, Brassicaceae. The record is from the annotation of a GenBank genome assembly.
AUGGAGAAUUCGCGUCGACCCUUUGAUAGAUCCAGAGAUCCAGGUCCGAUGAAGAAACCCAGGCUUAACGAGGAAUCAAUCCGGCCUGUGAAUUCGAAUACGCGGCAGUUUUCGUCGCAGAGAACGCUCGGUACGGCGGCGGUAGCGAUACCACCACCAUCGGCUACGGCGAGAUUUCGAGUUGGUGGCAGAGAAACGGAGAGUGAUCCGAGCCGUGAGGCUUACCAGCCACAACCUGUUCAUCCACAUUACGAGCUUGUGAAUCAGUAUAAGUCUGCACUUUCCGAGCUCACUUUCAACUCCAAGCCAAUAAUAACGAACCUUACGAUAAUUGCUGGUGAGAAUGUCCAUGCUGCUAAGGCCGUAGUAGCCACCAUUUGCAACAACAUCCUCGAGGUACCAAGUGAUCAGAAACUGCCAACAUUAUACCUGUUGGAUAGCAUUGUGAAGAACAUCGGAAGGGAUUACAUUAAGUACUUUGCUGCCAGGCUGCCUGAGGUAUUUGUUAAGGCCUACAGACAAGUUGACCCUCCUAUGCAUUCUAACAUGCGGCAUCUCUUUGGCACCUGGAAAGGAGUCUUUCAUCCGCAAACACUUCAGCUUAUUGAGAAAGAACUUGGCUUUAAUGCGAGAACUGAUGGUUCAGCAGCUGUUGUUACCAAAGGUAGAGCUGAACCGCAAUCUCAGCGCCCACCUCAUAGCAUCCAUGUGAAUCCUAAGUAUCUGGAAAGGCAACGCCUUCAACAGUCAGGACGGCCAAAAGGAAUGGUUACUGAUGCCCCUGAGAUCGCACCUGAUUUGACUAGGGAUUCAGAUGGACUGGAGAGAGUUUCAAGCAUAGCAUCUGGAGGCUCGUGGGUGGGUCCAGCUAAAGUAAAUACCAUUCGGCGACCUCAGAGAGAUUCACUUAGUGAACCCCUCUAUGAAAAAGAUAUCACGUCAAUAGCAGGGGAAUAUGAUUAUGCUUCCGAUCUACCGCAUAAUUCUAGAUCGGUGAUUAAGAAAAUUGGUUCAAGGGUUACUGAUGACGGAUGUGAGAAACAGUGGUAUGAAGCUAUGAGCAGGGGUCCUGAUCUAAUUUCUGACCCGAGAGAUGGGUUACAAACCAAAGGCAGAAUCUCCAACAAUUAUGCUACUGCGAGACUAGAAAAUUCAGAAUCAAGUGGCCCCAGUAGAAAUAUAGGUGUGCAUUAUGAUAGUUGGAAAAACUCUGAGGAAGAAGAGUUUAUGUGGGAUAUGCACUCAAGGUUAUCUGAAACUGAUGUAGCCACUAUCAACCCAACGAAUGAGCUUCAGGCAGCAGAUGAUACAGAGAGAUUGGAAUCUGAAAAUCACCUCCUAAAAAGACCAAGGUUUCCACUUGUUGAUCCAAGGUUCGCUCCGGCAAAUACAACAGAGUUAUAUUCCAGCGAGCAGAAAGAUCCAAGUGUUUAUGGCCGCUGGGCGUCUUCUCCUAAGUCUUUGCAUGAUUCCGAAGUAUUUUCUUCCGUUGUUGCAACCUCGACUCCAGCUAGAAAGGGAAUUCAGCCUCAAGCUAGGGUUGCUGGCUCUGGAAUUUUGCCAAACUCAGGAUCUGGUUCAGAUAGACAGUCACCUCUACAUGAUUCAACUUCUAAACAGAAUAUGACCAAGCAAGAUUUUAGAAGAGCUCACUCUCUCCCUCAACGCGAUCCUAGGGCUUCCCGGUUUCCAGCAGCGAAAUCUCAAAGUAGUCAGUUUAAAAACACAAAUACGCUUGUACCACCUGAUGCAUCUGAAGCGGAAAACUUUGACUACAAGUCGACAGAUGAAAAUGCUCCAGGCCUUACUAUUGCCUCAGAAGCUACGGGACAACCCAACAUGAGUGAUUUGUUGGAAGCUGUCAUGAAGAGUGGAAUCCUUUCUAAUAAAUCAACUUGUGGUGCGAUUAAAGAGGAGAAUUCUCAGGAGGUUAAGUCAAGGGCAAAACCCCUGUCAGCAGCCUCUAAGCCUAAGACUUUGCCAGUUUCAUUGGCUAGUGACAAUUUAUUUGCUCGUUUGAAAGUUGAGCAAUCCUCCGCACCACUUGGUUCAUGUGCAGUGUCUCUUCCUGGCGUCACAUCAGCAGAGGCAUCAAAAGAUAAUAGUAAGGCCUCGGAUCCUCUUUCGUCCCUCUUGAGCUCCUUAGUUUCGAAGGGCUUGAUAUCUGCUUCAAAGACAGAGCUGCCAUCUCCCGUACAAAGUGCAGCUCCUUCCACAACACAGGACCAUAGUCCUGAUCAUUCUACCAGUAGCUCUGUGUCUGCAUCUGUCGUCCCAUCAGAUGCAUUGGUUUUGGGGAAGCAGGGUACAUCCACUUCACCUAUGGUAAAAUUGUUAGCUGCACCACUUGGAACAACAAAGUCGGAACCCGAAAACCUCAUAGGAUUGAAGUUUAGGGCCGACAAAAUCCGUGAACUUCACCCCUCAGUGAUUAGUAGUCUCUUCGAUGACCUUCCACAUCUCUGCACCUCCUGUGGCGUUCGCCUUAAACAAAAGGAAGAACUUGACAGGCACAUGGAGCUGCACAAUAAGAAGAAGCUUGAGUUAAGCGGUACAAACAGUAAAUGUAGGGAUUGGUUUCCAAAGGCUGAUGACUGGAUAGCAGCAAAAGCUGUAGACCUAGAACCUGAACCUGAGGAAGUUCUCAGUGAACCUGAGAGUGCUAUCGAGGAUGGCCCAGCCGUAGCUGUUGAUGAGAACCAAUGCGCAUGUAUAUUAUGUGGAGAGAUAUUUGAGGACUAUUUCAGUCAAGAAACAGCUCAAUGGAUGUUUAAGGGAGCUUCUUACCUGACUAUUCAUCCAGCCAACAGUGAAGCCAAUGGCCCGAUUGUCCAUGCAGGUUGUUUGACUACGAGUUCAGUGCAGAGCUUGGAAGUUGGAAAUGCAAUCAAGCAGGUAACUUGUUGCAUCCUUUGGUCAUCGAGCUCUCUGAUCUCAAACAGCAUUCAUUAA